Messenger RNA from Sus scrofa (pig), 2916 nucleotides. RefSeq names its product CDC42 effector protein 1 (gene CDC42EP1). Lineage: Eukaryota; Metazoa; Chordata; Mammalia; Artiodactyla; Suidae. Gene Ontology annotation, cellular component: cytoskeleton; cytoplasm; plasma membrane. Gene Ontology annotation, molecular function: small GTPase binding. The record is from RefSeq and is a predicted model, not a curated record. Gene Ontology annotation, biological process: positive regulation of pseudopodium assembly; positive regulation of actin filament polymerization; regulation of cell shape.
GGAGAGGGUUUGGGAGACGGGGACCCGAGUCAACUCGUCCUGGCGACCCGCACGUUCUCUAGCACCCCCUGCCCCGGGCAGCGGGCAAGAGCCGGACCUGGCGCCCCCGCCGCUCCCCCUCCAGCUCUUGCCACUGCCACUCGGGCGGCGUGAUCGGUGCCCGGGACGGGGGCCCGGCCCCGCCCGCAGGCGGGAGGAGAGAGGCGGGAGGAGGGAGCGCGCCCACACCCCGCCCCCGCCCCGGGAGGCAGCCGGCGGAGCCCGCGGCCAGGGCGGCGCAGACCGGCCCAGCCACUCGCCAGGGCUGCGCGCCGGGACGCGCCACCGCCACCGCCGCCGCCGCCGCCGCCGCCGCGUCCGCCCUUCAGCCCCCGCUCCCGGGGCUCGAGAAGGUCUCCACCCUGGGCAGGAGGGGGGCUGUCCCAGUUCGAGGCACAUUGGGCGCCUUCUCUGUUCUUGGACAGAACAGCUACAGCUGCUUCCACGGGGCUGGGAGCCAAGCCGCAGGGAGAGACAAGCCAUGGACCCCCCAUAGCCUCAGCAUUUGGGGUCAGCGCCUUAGGAGAGCAGAGGGGCCACCUCCAUCCACCCCCUUCCACCAAGAAGGAGGGAGCCAAGAACUGGACCCUUAGCCCAGCCCACUGCCCUCCCCAAGCCCCAGGAGGGCAUGGACCAGCAGUGGUGAACUGCCAGAGCUGAUGCCGGGUCCCCAGGGGGCCGGAGGAACCCCGGCCAUGAGCCUGGGCAAGCUCUCGCCCGUGGGCUGGGUGUCCAGCUCGCAGGGGAAGAGACGGCUGACAGCGGACAUGAUCAGCCCCCCCCUCGGGGACUUCCGCCACACCAUGCACGUGGGCCGCGGCGGGGACGUCUUCGGCGACACCUCCUUCCUCAGCAACCACGGUGGCAGCUCCGGGGGCACCCACCGCUCGCCCCGCAACUUCCUGGCCAAGAAGCUGCAGCUGAUGCGGAGGGUGGGGACACCGCCGCGGCGAAUGGCUUCCCCGCCCGCGCCGUCGCCGGCUCCGCCCGCCGUCUCCCCCAUCAUCAAGAACGCCAUCUCCCUGCCUCAGCUCAACCAGGCCGCCUACGACAGCCUCGUGGUGGGCAAGCUCAGCUUUGACCGCAGCCCCGCCACCUCCACGGACGGCCACUCCAGUUACGGCCUGGACUCUGGAUUCUGCACCAUCUCCCGCCUGUCUCGUCCAGAAAAGCCUCGUGACCGAGACCGUGAGAACUCCUUCCCCUCUGAGCCUGAGCUUCGCCGCUCUGACUCCCUCCUGUCCUUCCGCCUGGACCUCGACCUUGGGCCCUCUCUCCUCAGUGAGAUGCUGGGGGUCAUGAGCCUCUCAGAAGCCUCUGCGGCUGAGACCCCAGCCCCAGCCCCUGCUGCAAAUUCCCCAGCCCCAGCUGCAAAUCCCCCGGCCCCAGCUGCAACCCCCCUGUCCCCUCUGGGAAAGCCCUCAGGCCCUGCCUCAAGCCCCCCACCCCGUGGACACUGCCCCAAUGGGGUAACUGCUAGGUUGGGCUCAGUGGCUGAGGCCAGGGCCAGUCCAGUAGGAGAGCAUCCCCCAGCACCUGCUGACAUGGCCCCUGGCCGGCGCUGGGGAGCAGGCUGGGGUGGCAGCCAAAGCAGCAGCCGCCACUACCCUGAGGUGGAUGCUCGGCGGGAGCCAGUGGGGAUGCUGUCCCAGGCCCAGUCCUCUUGGGAGAGCCUGGACGACGAGUGGGGGGCAGCCCAGGCAGGCAGCAGGGCCCCCGUGCCCAGCACGGUGCAAGCCAACACCUUCGAGUUCGCUGAUGCUGAGGAGGAUGAUGAGGUCAAGGUGUGAGCCGCUGGGCACGGGCUCCGGGCACUGCCUAUGGACAGCCCAGGUGCAGAGCCAGCCCCUCACCUGCCAGGCGGGUCCUAGAUCCCUCCUCACCUCUGCAGGCCAGACAUGGGAGGGAGGCCAGAGGAGACCAAGCUUGUUCCAGGCCCCCAGUGUUUUCCUGGGUCCUGCUGGGCUGAUCUGCCUCCCCACCUCCUCCCCCCGCCCAACCCUUGCCCCACUGCCACUCUGGACCCAGUAGCCAUUCCCUGGGGCCACCUCCACCCCAUGCCACCCCCACCAGCUGGAGGGCCAGCCUCACAGGGCAGCCUUUGUGCGGAGAAAGCUGCCCUCCACGGAUGGGGGCUGGGGAGCACACCACACAGAGCCUUUGUCUCCUCUCCCAAAGGGACCGCGUGCCCCAGCUCAUCCUGGAGUUGCCCCCAGCAGGGUCGCCAUCACCUGCCUGAGAGCCGCAGCCCUCGCUCAGGCUGCCGCCCCAAUACUCCCACCGCCACCCCUACUUGUCCCAGAAGCCUCAGAGAAGAAAAUCAGGUGUGACUUCAGAGCAGGUGAAACGCCACCUUCCUGUGUGCACCCCAGACCUGCCUCUGGGACCCGAUUAAAAAAGGCUUUUUUGAUAAAAAGUUGUCCUUCAAGAUGCUUGAGGAGCUCAGAGCAUAGUGUCAGCUCCACCUGCUCGAAUACCCUCAGUCCUGGGAUUGGAAAGCCAAGAACCGCCCCCAACCCACACCCCCUCCCACACCCACACACAGGGCUCCCAAUGAGAGGAGGGGCCGAGGCGGGGGGUAAUUGAGUAACCAGGCUGGAAUGAAUGUCCCUGCGAUAAGAGGCCAGGUGGGAGCCCUUAUCUGCAGUUCCGGGAACAGCCCCUGACCCAGGUGCCUGGAACCAGAAUCCCUCAGGGCAGCUUGGCACUUGCCCUGGUGACAAAAGGGGACAGGCAGCCAGGAGUGGUGGCUUCAAGGUGUUUACGUGCACAACCCCCACGUGGCAGUCCUGGGACCUGGUGCCCCCGUUUUCUUGUCUGUUUCCUAAGGAUGCUGGGAGCAUUAAAAUAGUGGAAACAUCACAGUUCCUACCACCA